Cutaneotrichosporon cavernicola is the source of this 1923-nucleotide messenger RNA. RefSeq lists its product as uncharacterized. The transcript has 3 exons. The coding region runs from base 1 to 1923 and encodes 640 amino acids. The record is from RefSeq and is a predicted model, not a curated record. Lineage: Eukaryota; Fungi; Basidiomycota; Tremellomycetes; Trichosporonales; Trichosporonaceae. Gene Ontology annotation, biological process: positive regulation of gene expression.
AUGGGAAAGGUCAAGAAGGAGCUCGAUGGGGGCCGCGACAAGACCCCACUUGAGCCUACAAAGGGUCCAACAUAUACACUCCGCGUCGUCUUCCACUCUGCACAGCGCUUGCCAAUCUCGGACUUUGGCUCACAAUCGUCGGACCCAUUCAUCCUAGCUCAGUGCGAGACCGGGUUACACACAAGACACAAGCAGGACCCGGCCCUGCGUUUCCGCAGCGCGACGGCGCGACGCACCCUGAAUCCACGGUGGGAUGCUGAAUGGGUAAUCGCUGGCAUACCAGCCACCGGGUGCGAGCUCAAAGUGCGCGUGUACGAUGAGGAUAACGGGACGCAGGACGACCUCCUCGGCCACGUACAUGUGCAGACUGGGAUGCUGGAUGAGAAAUUCAAGAUCGACAAGAACACGUACAAGCUGUCGAAGCGUGGCGCCGACUGGCGGGCAGUGGCGUGGCGCACUUGCCUCAAGUCUGUGGACGAGGACUCACGGAAAGACGUCACGCUCACCAUGUCCCUCGAGGUACUGGAGCGUACAAAGGUCGAGGUCGGUAAGCCGUAUACGGCCAACUGCUUCUGGUGGUCGCACUACUCGCCACUGCUGGGGCGAGUUGUGAAGACGAAGGCCCCAGAUGCCGAGAAGGAAGCGCAAUCAGCAAACUUCCAAGCCAACCAGCUGCAGCUUGCCGGACCAGUCCCGACUGAGCUGUAUCAUCGCUACGUCGACUUUAAAGCCUUCGUUCCGUGGAUGUUUGAAUCCAAGGGCCUUCGCGGGAGGUUCCUGAACGGCGCGCUUCACCGACAACACGAAAGCGUGUACCACUAUGACGCCGAGAGCGAUUACGGCCGUCUGCCUGGACCGGGCAAGGCGAUGGGCCAGCGUUUCCUCGACAUGGCGUGCUGGGGCGAGGGCAAGCGUAUCUUCACCUACGUCAUCACGGUAGACGGGAUGAUGCGGUUCACCGAGACGGGGCCCGAGUUCGGAAUCGACAUGCUGAGCAAGCACACAAUGCACUCGGACGUCAAUGUGUAUAUUGCGUAUAGUGGCGAGUUCUUUGUUCGCAAGUAUCGGCGGGACGCUCCAGGAGAAGACGUGGCGGCCCAGUACGAGCGGAACAGUCUCGACAUUGAGCUGGAAGACGAGGUUGCUACCCGAAAGAAGAGCGUCACCGAGGAUAAGGGGCUCGAGGUCAGGCCGCGACAACGCGGGCUUGAUGAUGGGUCGCGGUGGUUGCGACCUAGUCUCGGACGGCGCUCAUCGCGCCAGUCACAAUACGACGUACCGCCGCAGGAAAACGCAUUAUAUGGGCCCAAAAAGAGAGGACGCUCGACCGAGCCUUCGGACUACGAGCUCGUAAUCGACAACGACUCGGGCACGUACCGUCCCGACAAGGAGUUAUUGCCUGUCCUAGCCAAGUUCCUCGCGGAACAGUUCGGAGGCCUACACGUCGCGGCGAUGAGCUGUACCGACGACAUCAACCAGGAGAUCAAGAAGAAUCGCCUCAAGGCCAAGGCCAAGCUCACGGGCGGGAGGUUUUACAGACAGGUCAACACGUCGACUUCGAGCUUGUCCAGUAGUGAUGCCGAGGCGCUCGAGGAGGGCCGGCAUCAUAUGAGCGGGCGCGAGAAGGGGCUCGAGUUCGCCACGGACCCCGUCAAGUUUACCAAGGGCCAGUACCGCCAGGGCGUGGAUAAGGUCAAACGCCGCAAGAGCAAGGUCAAGGAUGGCGAGGGCAACGGUGAGGGCCAAGGUAGCCCCUCGACACCCAGCGGCGGGACGCCAAGUCUCGACUCGUCCGUCGAGAGCCCAGGCCGCGAUGAGAACGUCGGUCUCAACAACGCGCCGCCUGCCAACGUCAAUCCCAAUCCCAACUCCAACGCCGAAUCGAAAGUCAAGCCUGCAGACCACGAUCCAGAGAAGAUUUAG